AUGGGAAACGCUGUUUUAUGUUAGGAACCUAAGAAAAAAACAACAAGAGGCAAACAGAAUGAUAGAACUCCUAAAAAAAUAGAAAUUAGUGAAAGUGCACCUUAAACACAAAGAAUAUAACAAUAAUAAUAAGUUCGAACUCCAAAACCAUAAUAAGUUGAUAAUUAUAAUUGUCAAGUUCAUUCUGAUGAACCAAUCAAAGCUGUUUGUAUGUGUGAAGAUUGUUCACACAAUAAUAAAAUUUUAUGUGUAGAAUGCUUGAUAGAUUAUUCUUGUAGUAAGAAACUUCGAAUUUCAGAUUAUCUCAGACAUUUAAGAAGUUGUUUAUCAAAGGAUGCAUAAGAAGCAUUUAUGGAAUUAUUUGAUGAGAAGAAUUAAGUUAAGUCUGAUUUGAAUAGAUAAAUUACAGCUGUGAUUGAAAUGGUCUUAACAAAAUUGUCUUCGAUUGGAUAACAAUAUGUUCCAAUUUUAAUUACUAAUUAUUAUUGGGCCUCAUAGAGACUUCCAUUUAAAUUGAAAGAGUAAACAAUACAUUAACUUGAGCUUAUUUUAGAGAGUACAUAAAUAAUUAUAUUAUGACAAUUUUAGAUAAGGCAAAUGAAGCUCAUCCAGAGACUUUAGAUUUUGCAAUUUAUUUAAUUUAGAAUCGUGGAGUAGUAGAAACAAUGUGUGAAUAAAUAGAGAGAAAGAAAAAUAAAAUAACAGAAUUUUCAAAUGACUUUGUAUUUAAGUUUAAUUAAGUAGUAAGUAAAUAUAUGACAGCAAUAGAAGUAAUAAUAAUUAUUAUUAUAGUUUCUAUUUCAUUUAUUAACUACUCCUAUGGAAUAUUUAUUAGAUGAGGAUUAGAAACCAUAAUUAAUGAGUAAGAGGAUUGUUUAGAAUAAAGAUUAAUCUAAUAUACAAAGUAGAAUUAAAUAGAAUGAAGAUAAAUCAAACAUUAUUUCUCCAAAGGAAUCUUAAUAGAUAAAUAAUUAAUAAAGUUAAUAAUAAUAGAAGGUGAACUUUAAAUGUUUAGCACAUAAUUAGGAAGUAAAAUAGAUAUAAAAAUAGUAAGGUGUUAGCUAUUUGUGUAAAAUAGGAUUGCCAACAUAAAGAUAGAAAAAUGUGUGCAGAUUGUUUAAUAGAUACAAAAUGUGUAGAUAGAAUGAAGAUGAGUGAAUUUAGUGCAAGAUUAAGUAGAAUAUUGAAUAAGGAAAUUAUUGAAUAAUUGGCUAUACCUUGGGAUGAUUUAAGUAUACAUAAAGGAAUUGAAAAGUUAUUUAGUACAGCUGGAGAAAAUGUUAAAAAUUUAUUAUCAGAAUAUUCUCUAUCUGUUAAAGAAAUGUUUGUUAAAUAUCAUUUAAUAGAGGAAUCUACACCUAAAGAAUUGAGGGGAUAAUUUACAAAAGAAUACUUUGAUCAAUUUAUUCAUAUGAUGACUGUAUAGUAUAUUAUUAAAAUUACUAUUUUAGAAAAAUAGCAUCAAAUAAUCCUGCUGUUAUUUUAGGAAUAAAAUUCAUUAAUAAUAAAUAAUUAAUAGAUAAUAUGUUAAGUGCAAUUGUUAAAACUGAAUAAGUGUUACCAAAAAAGGCUGAUAAAUUAUAACAUAAACUUGUUAGUAUUAGUUAAUUGUUUUUGGAGAAGAUAUAAAAUCUAAUGGAUUUGUAUAAAUAACAUGGUGAAAUUGAAGCCAUAUAAAAAUAAUAUCAAUUAUUAAAUAAUGAACCAUUUUGUUUAGAAGAAAGCAUAUAUAAAAUUAAAUAAGAUGGUAAGAGUUUGAGUGAAUGGGAACCUUUUCACUUUUUUAAACCAUCUGAUAAAAAUAUAAUAGAUGUUUGUUUUAUUAAUGAUAAUUUAGCAGCUAUUGCAAUUAUUGAUGGAACUAUUAUAAUUUAUAAUGUUAAUUUAAAAAAAUAAACUCAAAUUUUAAAACAUGGAAUAUUUGUAUUUUCUUUAAGAGCUUUUUAAUUUAAUGGAUAAUCAGUAUUACUAUCUAGUGGAUAUUCUCCAUAAACAGGUAAUUCAUUAUGUAGUUGGGAUUUGAAAACAUUAAAACCAACAUUUAUUGUAUCAUAAGCUCAUAAUAAUUCUAUUAGAAAAAUAAAAUAUUUACAUGUUAAUCCUCAAUUCUCAUAAAACUUCUUUACUAAUAGUACAACAACUGCUUAGUUAAGUAGUCAAGUAUCAUAGACUGGAAGCAUGAAUAGUAUAUUUUUAGAUAUUGAUGAAUAAAUACUAUCCUGUUCUGAUGAUGGAAUUAUUAAAUUAUGGAAAUUAGAUACUAAUUUAAAAAUUGUUGAAGAAUAAAUCUUAAAAUAAGGACAAUAAGUAUUAGAUUUCACUUUAUUAAAUGGAUGUAUUCUAGUUUCUGCAAAUAAUGAUAAAACUGUAUCAUUAUCAUUACCAUUUUCAAAUAUUAAUCCUUUUUAAUAUAUAAAUGAUGAUUGUCUUGUUUAUGCUGUCUCACCUAUAGAUUAAUUAAUUUCUAAAAAGAAAUAAUCAAUUUAAUAGAAAUUCAUUACAGGAAAUGAAAAGGGAAUAGCUAAAAUAUUUUAAUGGUAAAAUGGAAGGGCUGUUAUUAUGAAAUAGCUUAAUUUACAUGAAGAUAAAAUUACUAAAAUUUCUAUGUAUUGCUUCAUAAUACAUUAGGUUAUAACCAGGAUUUAUAGCUAGCGUAAGCAACGAUAAAUCAAUAAGUUUAACUUUAAUAUAAUAAGCCAAGGUCCUUACUAAAAUAGAGAAACAUGAAUAUGGAAUAGUUUCAUUUGCUUACCUCAAAGCAAAUGGAUUUAUGAUAACAGCUGAUUAGGGAGGAAAUGCUAUACUUUGGAGAUGA
Paramecium pentaurelia is the source of this 2815-nucleotide messenger RNA. The record is from the annotation of a GenBank genome assembly. NCBI's taxonomy places the organism in Eukaryota, Ciliophora, Oligohymenophorea, Peniculida, Parameciidae.